CAACGACCAAUUAUUCAAGAAUUACCCAAAAUUAAAAAGGAAAUUUAUCUUCCUGAAGCUAUUAGUGUUUCGAAUUUAGCUAAACUUAUUGGAGAACGAUUAGCACCAUUUGAACAAAAAUUACGUAAUCUUGGAAUUGAAUAUACAACUCACGAUCAUUUGUUAAAUGCUGAAGAAGCAUCAUUGAUCGCGAUGGAAUAUGACCUAAGUCCCGUGGUUAAUUCAGAAGCUGCCAUAGAUCUUUAUUCAAA
Molecule: messenger RNA, 251 nt
Organism: Dentiscutata erythropus
Lineage: Eukaryota; Fungi; Glomeromycota; Glomeromycetes; Diversisporales; Gigasporaceae
Source: the annotation of a GenBank genome assembly